Molecule: messenger RNA, 1937 nt
Organism: Zophobas morio
Lineage: Eukaryota; Metazoa; Arthropoda; Insecta; Coleoptera; Tenebrionidae
Product: cytochrome P450 6a2-like
Exons: 3
Coding region: 257-1789 (510 amino acids)
Molecular function (GO): monooxygenase activity; heme binding; oxidoreductase activity, acting on paired donors, with incorporation or reduction of molecular oxygen
Source: RefSeq, a predicted model, not a curated record
UUUAGUUUAUUUAUUUCCAAAAUGUUCUGAUUUCACAAUCAUACAAAAAUAAGCAGUUCACUCUUAUCUGUUAAAGUCCUUUACAAAAAACACGAUAGUUAUUUUUAUUUGGGCCAGUGUGAGUAACGUAAUUAAACAUCGGACGAUGGAAUAAGUACGAUGAUAAUGCAUUUUACCAUAAUAUAAAUCUCGUCUACGUGUUACAAUAAAUACAACACUUAUUUAGUUCGUCGCAAGAUAUUCUUUUUUAGUAAAAAUGAUCUUCGACUCGAUUUUUGGAAACAUUGUCGGUAUCUGCGUAGCGCUGAUAACCAUUAUCCUAGCUUACUAUAAGUGGACGUACCAGUACUGGAAGAGAAAAAACCUGCCAUAUUUAGAACCAAGUAUACCAUACGGUAACUUUGCCAAUCCCUUAAAGCGCAAAGAAAACUUUGGUGUACUACUCAAGCACUACUACGAUUCUAUGAAAAGUAAAGGGUGGAAACAUGGUGGAUUGUUUACAGCUCUAACACCUAUGUACAUGGUGGUAGAUUUAGACUACUUGAAAAAUAUAAUGACGAAAGAUUUCCAACACUUUGUCGAUCGUGGAGUCUACCACAAUGAAAAAGAUGAUCCUUUAAGUGCACACUUAUUUGCUAUUGGUGGUCAAAAAUGGAGAAAUUUAAGAACAAAAUUAACACCUACAUUUACGUCAGGGAAAAUGAAAACGAUGUUCCAAACGCUGAUCGACUGCAUACCUAAUUUCACAGCGAAAAUUGAAUCCGAUCGUGUGACUCAAACGCCAAUUGAUAUAAAAGAAGCUCUUGGAUGUUUUACUACCGACAUCAUCGGUUCUUGUGCUUUCGGACUAGAAUGUAACACGUUCAAAGAACAAAACUCACCGUUUAGGGAAUACGGGCGUAAGGUCUUCACGCCGACAAGAUUUAGAAUGGUGAAGUCAAUUUUCUUGAGGAAUUUUCCAAACGCAGCUAAAAAAAUAGGAGUGACGUUAGUUCCCAAAGACGUUUCAAGUUUCUUCAUGAAGGUGGUCAAAGACACAAUCGCCUAUAGAGAAAAAAAUAACUUUUCUCGUAAGGACUUCAUGCAACUGUUAAUCGACCUCAAGAAUAACAAACUUGCGAGUGAAAACGGCUAUAAACACGAUGGUAACACUUUAACCAACGACGAAAUUGCUGCACAAAGCUUCGUUUUUUUCAUCGCUGGAUUUGAAACUUCAUCCACGACCAUGACUUUUGCGCUUUACGAACUUUCCAAAAAUCAGGAGAUUCAAGAUAAGGUUAGAAACGAAAUUAACACGGUUUUGGCAAAGCACGAGGGUAAGAUCACUUACGAAGCAAUACAAGAAAUGAAAUAUAUGGAUCUCGUGAUCAAUGAGACCUUGAGGAAGUACCCACCUCUUCCUCUACUUACCAGGAAAUGUGUGCAGGACUAUAAAAUUCCAGAUGAAGACAUUGUUAUUGAGAAAGACACUGCUAUUUUUAUUCCAGUGUUGGGAAUUCACUAUGACGAAGAUUAUUAUCCGGAGCCGGAAAAAUUUGAUCCGGAAAGGUUUACCGAAGAGAAUAAAAGCAAGAGGCACAAUUAUGCUCACAUUCCGUUUGGCGAAGGACCUAGAAUUUGCAUAGGAGCUCGUUUUGGUCUGAUGCAGUCAAAAGUAGGUUUGACCUCUUUGCUGAGAAGUUACAAGUUUAAAGUCAACAAGAGAACAAUGGAACCGCUAAAGAUGAAAGUGAACUCUUUUGUUUUGGCGGCGGAAGGAGAAAUAUGGUUGGAUGCAGAGAAAAUAUGAUUUUCAUAUAUAUCAGUGUGUGUUGAUUGAUAACUUUGAUCUCAGAUCUUUGAUAUUUGACUUUUUAUUGUUACUUUGUUAGAAAAUAACUACACUUUCAAGUUAUUUUUCUUUGUAUGUAAUUAAGAAAUUAAAGUAUUAGAUAUAA